AUAUAUCAAUAUGGAUAAACGUUUCAAAAUCUCCAAAAUAUUAAUUGGAAAUUUAAUAUUUCUUCUACUGUUUGCCCUACUCGUACCAGAAACUUCGUCCUUCGGCUAUGAUUCGUCAUCAUCAUCAUGCAGCCCGAACACUAAACAAUCACGUCGUGGUCGAGCACAAAUGUUGGCCGCCAUACCCUGUGAUCUCCUGACACAAGCAUAUUGUGCUCAGCCUGGUUCGGCAUAUCCCUGGCAUGCUGUCCGGCGAUUUGUUCAUGAAAAUCAAGGUUUGAUGAAACGAAUGUAUGGCGAUGUACGUCACAUAUCGGUUUUGCGCGAUGAAAUCUAUAAUAAUGAAAUCGAUAUUGAUGAUAUUGAAGCGGCGACAGAGAGAUAUUCACGAGAUGGUUAUAAUCGUCGAUCUUCGAAGCUAAUGCGUCAUCGUGAAGAGUUCGAAAAUUUCAGAGUUAAUGAUCGGGUUAACGAUAUUUUGAGAGAUCCACAUUUUAGACCGGUGACAACGACAACAACAACCACAACAACUAGAGGUACUACCAGGAAAACGACUACAACCGAAACGCCUAUAACUACAUCGACAACGACCACACCCGAAGGAGUCGAAUCUACUGUGGUGGCCAAUGAUGAGGAGACGACCACAUUGGCUAGCAGCACUACACCCAGCACAAAAAGAACAACUAAAGGUACAACACAAAAUCCAAAUGAUGUUACCGAUUCCGAAUUAAAUACCACCAAUGGUGAAGAAGUGCAAGAUGAAGAGGAUGAGGAGGUCAUAACAAGAAACGAAAAUGAUACCACGAAGUCAGAGAAUUUAUUUGAUAAUCAAAUAAAUCCCGAUGGCGACGAAGAUGAUUUGACAACUUCUGCAGAUAGGGAGGACGAUUUGGAUAUUAUUAAUAUCGAGGCGAAUAGUAUUUUCGAUGAAACCAGUGAUGAUGCACCACCCACGGAAUUAACUGGGGAAAAUAUUGAAAUUGUCGCAUCUCCUCAGCUCGGCUUGAGAAAUCUAACUACGGAAAUACCAACAACCACAAAUCCAAGUAAAACGGAAAGUUCAACGGUGGCAACGAAAACCACAACAAAUAGUCCCACAAUUGCCAGUACAGCUUCUACAACGGAAGAGACAACAACUAGCUCGAAAACCACACCUACAACAUCGACCUCAACCACUUCUACAACCAUAAAACCCGAAACCGUGGCCGAAAGAUCUCCAGCCAAAAAAGAAAGAAAACCUUUUGUACCCUCUUCCACGAGACUACAACAAAGACUACAGCAACAACAACAGGGACAAAAGGCGGAAUCUACAAUAUCCGCCAAAUUAAAGCUCAAGAUAAAUCCCACCCAGGCAACACCUACCAAAGCGGCUACCACCACGACCAUAACACAUUUGGAUAAGGCCUCACUGAAUGCUACAACCCUCACAACUCCCCUAACAUCGAUGAAAACUUCUCCAUUUAAAACACCUUCAGUGUCAACAACAUCGCCAUCACCCGCCCAACAACAGCAACAACCUAUUAAACCGAAUUCAGAUCUUUUGCUGAGUGAGAAAAUACGUAGACCUGGAGCGAAUAUCACACCACCAUCGGUAGUCUCGAAUAAACCCAUCAUGAAAGAUGGUCAACUAUUUCAGGAUACCAUGAAACAGGAAGCUCCAGCACCUGUGCUAAAUGUUAAAGGAGUCAAUGCCUGUCCAGUAAAGGAAGAAGUUGUCGCACCAUUCUGGGCAAACAACACUCGAGGCGAAGUGUUGGCUCUACUCAAUCUCUAUCCCUUCGAACAGUAUGUACACUGGGAGAAAUGUACACAUGAACACAAACAAAUGUAUUGUCGAGAGGGUUGCCGCUGUGAACAACAAUAUCGUCUACAUCGUCUGCUGGCCUAUGAUCCACACAAUGAAUGUCGUGGUAUCUUCUCAGAUUGGUUUAGAUUUCCAUCGUGUUGUAUCUGCAAAUGCUACAAUAUACCAUUAGAUUUUCGGGCAACAUCAAGAUCACCGCGAUCCGAGGGUGGUGCCGAAGAUUAUCGUCAUCCCAUUGAUAUUGCCGAAGAACAAGUUAAAAAUGCUAUCUAUGAACAUGCCACGGAAGAUUGGUAUAGACCAAAGGAUGAUUUUGAUUUUUAUGAGGGUUAA
Messenger RNA from Musca vetustissima, 2137 nucleotides. RefSeq names its product protein spaetzle 4 (gene spz4). The record is from RefSeq and is a predicted model, not a curated record. The transcript is spliced from 4 exons. Gene Ontology annotation, molecular function: growth factor activity; Toll binding. Gene Ontology annotation, biological process: innate immune response; regulation of Toll signaling pathway; central nervous system formation. Gene Ontology annotation, cellular component: extracellular region. The coding region runs from base 11 to 2137 and encodes 708 amino acids. NCBI's taxonomy places the organism in Eukaryota, Metazoa, Arthropoda, Insecta, Diptera, Muscidae.